Messenger RNA from Symbiodinium sp. CCMP2592, 3351 nucleotides. NCBI's taxonomy places the organism in Eukaryota, Dinophyceae, Suessiales, Symbiodiniaceae. The record is from the annotation of a GenBank genome assembly.
AUGCCAUCCGUCCCUCACUCGGAUGGCGCAUCGCCGGGCGCCUCGGCCUCUGUGGACUGCGUCUCCCUCCAGGACGUUCAUACGACGGGGGUGUGGCGGAGGUCUCUCUGCGACUACUCCCGGCGAUUCAAAGCCAAAGUGAAGCUUCAGCAUGAAGGCGAGACGGUGAUCGUGUCGCAAGCCCCGCACGUCCAAGCCUGGGAAAGCAGCGAUCCAAUGAGCACAGGCAGCACGGUCUGGGAUUCGGCGCUGGUCUUGCUGCACUUUCUCGCUCAGCGCUCCGAGCUGGUCGCGGGCAGAGAGGUGCUGGAGCUGGGCGCCGGGACUGGCUUGGUGGGGCUGGCGGCCGAAAGGAUCUUCAAAGCCAGGAGAAUUCUGCUCACGGAUUUGCCGGGUCUUUGCCCGCUCCUGCGGGUGAAUCUUGAUCUCAACUCCUUCACAGCCGGCGAGGUGCGGCCGCUGCUAUGGCAAGAGGCGCAUUGCAGCUGGUUGUCCGAAGGUCACAGCUUCAGCAGGGUGCUGAUGUCGGACGUGUUGUACCAUGAGCCGCAGUACGCUCCACUGCUGAAUGUGCUUCGGGUCCUUGCCCGCUCCCAUCGGGGAGAGAAACCUCUGAUAGUCUACUGGGCGCAGGAAGCCCACAACCCCGAGCUGUGCCGUCGCUUGGUGAAAUCUUUGGCCAAGGAGGGCUGGGGCCAAAAGCUGGUAACGCGUGUCGACGACGGUCUGGGAGCCGAAAUCUUCGUUUGCACGCUUACGGCACCGACCGCUUCGAAGCGUUCAGCUGUGCUUGCGCAGGACCAGGAGGUGCGUGGAAGUGAAGCAGCUUGGAGGGGAUGGCAGGAGAUCGGAAAAGAGCGGCAGGGUGCUGGGACGGGUCAGGCAGAUGGGGCCACAGCUCGUAUCCUGGAGCUUCUGAAGGGGGCAGGUACACCCGACACCAAGGAGACGGUGCUCGAAUACCGCGGGCAGUGGCAGCCGAAACCGAACGGAGCCGAAACAGGACAUGGCGUCGUCCCUGAGGACUGGGCCAUCGAGGUCGCUUCGGAGAACGACCGGCGCCUGGCCUCCUUCGGUUGGGCCGGCGGAGCCCAGCUGUGUUUGUCCAACGCCUUUCGGCAAGCGGACGAGCUCGAGGCCCAGGCGAAGGACCUCAUUGAGAGCGGCACCUGUACGGAAGACGACGCUGCCGUGCAGUGCAUCCGCACCCUCGCCAAGGCCACCGAAGAGCGAGAGGCCUUGAUGCGGAGGCAGUGGUGCGACAUCGACUUCCAGCAAGGGGAAGAAGCCAACAAGGAGCUUUUGAAGCACCUCGAGAAGGACUUUGCUUCUCAGCUGGUGAAGACGGCCGUGAGGCAGGCUGAGGAUGAAGAUCAGAGCGAAGCCCCCCCAUGGUACAACCUGAAGUUGUGCACCGGCGCGUUGAGAGGCAAAGUCUACCUCAGCGCAGGUUCCGGCGGUGACGGUCUCGCGGAGCUCGCCGGCCACGACGACGAGUCCGGGCGCCAGCGCUGGCAGCUCGAGUCCGGCGGCACAGCCGAAGCGGCGGUGUCCUCUUCCCGAAGUUGGUAUCGCUUGCGGCUGUCCGGUGGCACCACACCGGGGCGGCGACUUCUGAGCCGUGGCGCCCGGUGCCUGGAGCUCUGCGAGCACGACGACGGUUCCGGUAGGCAGCGCUGGCAAGUUCUGCGUGGCUCUUCUGGGUGGGUGCUGCGGGCGGCCGUGGGUUGUGGCGAUCCCGGCGUCGGUGCUGCUGCGCUGGUGGAGGCUGAAGCCGCCGGGUGCUGCUUGGGGGCCACGCCGGCAGGUGCUGUGAGCCUGCAGGCAGUGGAGGCAGAAUGGGAGAUUGUGGGGCCGGGCGGGAGCUUUCAAGAUCCCCUGGCCGAGACCUCACCACGGCCAAAGGAGCCGGAGGCAGAGGCGAGAGAGAGGGACGAGCUGAUGGAGAUUGUGGAGCGCUCCACAUCCUCCAUGGAUUGGAAGGCCAUGAGCGAGGACAGGAUGAGAAGGGUGCUGGGGCAGAGCAGGAACCUUGGAACGGCCAUCGACCUCGUUGGCGCUUAUCUCAAGAACUACGAGAUAGACAAGGCCGAUCGCCUCUGUGCACGGAUUUUCCCACUUUGCCUGGAGCGAGGGGGAAUCUGGCACUUCAAGCUGUUGAACUUCUACACCACCGUGCGCAUGAAGCAGUCCAGAUACCAGGAAGCUCUUGAGAUGUACAAAGAGUAUGAGACCUUGAUCAAGUUCUCUCCGGACGAGGCAUGGGAGCUCUAUGACACGGUGUACCGCAACUUCGGCUGGAUCUACACCAGCCUCCACGACUACGACAAGGCCCUGGAAUACUUCGAGAGAUGCGUCGACGUCAAGAAGAAGCACGGUGUCAAGGCCCAUUGGUUCGACCAGUGGGAUUUGGGAAAGACCCACGCUCGCCUGUCCCUGCAGCAGGGCCGACCGGAGAGGUUGGAAAUGGCCGGGCAGCUCAUCGAGGAGGCCCUGGCAAUGCACCGCGAGGUGGAGCCCUCGGACUUGAUCAUGCGCUGCAAGAUGCUCAACUCGGCCGGGGAGUGCUUCUCCGUCAGGGGCGACUUCUGCAGUGAGCAGAAGGUGGCAGAGCGAUCGUGGGACCGGGCCAUUGCGCUGCACGAGGAGUCCUACGAGCUCUACAUGAAGGUGUUGGGGCCGAGCAAGCCGCUGACCGGCUGGGCCAUGGAGGACCUGGCCGGCGCCUACAAGAGGCGCGGGCGGCUGGAAGAGGCCAAGCGCCUGAUCCUGGGAGCUCUCCGCGUCGAGUGCUCCAAGGACAUCAUCAAGCUCUCUUCCAUGGCACGCUUGCUGGAUGCCGUGCUCGAGCUGCACAAGGAGACGCGGGACCUGGCCGGGCUUGCCGACUGCCAGGACGCCAUCAACGAGGGCUUGGAGAACCUGCAGAAGCGGCGCAUCGACCGAUCGGAGGCCGCGAGCUAUGCGGCUCUCUUGCAGAAGAUCGCGCAGCUGCUGCUCGAAUACGACGUGGCCAACCGCGAGGGUGCUGUGGCUCUUCUGCAGGAAGCUCUCGGCUACCUGAACCACCUGAAAGCGCCAGCGCCAGCGAAGACUGCUUCGAUGGACUCCUCGCAGAAGCCGCACCCGGAAUCGGCUGCACCGGAUGGGCAGGCGGAUGCCCAGGGCGAGCGCCUGCACAUCCCGAAGGCAGGACAGCAAGAGAUGCAAGUGGACCCGGAAGUGCUGAAGACUUCCAUUGAGGAACAGCUGCAAAGUCUCCGGACAUGGCAUUGUAGAUCAAGGGGCACGUCCCGUCCAGAUUCCGAGCAGGACAUCCAUUUCGAGGUUGCGGGCUCCUCAAGGAUGUGA